AUGGAACAUCCAAGAACUCAUUCUGUAGCUGCUACUGCUAAUACUCCCUCAAAUACGAGAUCGUCCUCUAUAGCUUCUUCCAAGAAUAAUCCAAGUUCUUCUUCUUCGUCGAAGGAUUCUGGUGCCGCAACCGGUGCAUCUACCACAGCAACGACCGAGAACACUCAAGAUAUGGCUCUACAUCACUCUAUUCCAUCGGAUAUUGAAGAUAUGGAUGUCGAUCAAGAAUCUACCUCCGUGGAAUCAUGUAUAGAUCCAAAGACAAAGCAACCAAAUAUGAGCAACUGUCCGUCUUCCGCCUCCACUCAGAAUCAUGAUGAAAAUGUCUUUGAUAAUGCAAGUAUGAGCAAUACUAACGCCACUAUCUCUUCUUCACAACAUCGUGAUGAUACUACGGGUCAUAAUAUCAUGUUACCACAGUUCGUCUCUAUGAAAGACUACACUGAGGGAUUUUCAAACAGAGAUCAGUUUAAUACAGGUACUGUUACCCCUUCAAUGAAUGACAAUAAUCAGAAUAGAAAUGGUAGCAAUAUUUUUAAACCUUUUGAUACCAAAACUGGUCAAUUUUUAAAAUCUGAAAAUACUCUCGCAUCUCCUUCUUUUGAUAGUGGAAAGGACCCAAGAGAAAAUAGUUACAACAACAACAAUAAUAAUGAUAACGUCUACAACCAGCCUGUGCCUAUAAAGACCUCAAUACAAGAUAAUAAUAAUAACAUCACAAUGAACAGAGCUAUAGAAGCUAAUCAAAUGUUGCCAUCAUCCGAACUAAAUGAAAAUAGACAUCCGCAUAUCAUACCAUCAUUCAAAGUACUAUCAAGUAUAAAAUCAAGAUCAUAUUCCGUACCCACUAUUUUGCAUUCAUCUUUAAAGAGGUUGACCACUACAAACCAUUACGCAAAACUUAAUAAUAAUAUAAUGAACGCAAGUAUCAAUAACCAUCCAAUGAGUCAGCCAUAUAGCAUCAUGAAAAAAAAAUCGAAUAAGGGCUCUCCAUAUAUUUCGUCUUCAAAUAACACUCUAUCAUCUAACUUGGUCUAUUCACCAAACUCGUCUUUAAAGCGUGCAAUUCUUUUAAGUCAACAUGUCAUCAACACCAACAAUAAUAACAAUAACAUUAAUAAAUUCCUAGAAACCAUUACAAAGAUUAGAUCACUAAAUAAUGGGAAUGCAAUAGUUACCAUUGAAGAUAGAAUUAACUAUAUAAAGGCAACUGCUUUACCAGUACCGCUACCGCCUAUCAAUUUACAAUGUUUAAAAGAAAUCGAUUUACAAGAGAUCGUUAAAAACCCACAAUUAAGACACGAUAUUAUUUUUGAUCCCUUAUUACAAUUUAGACCAAAUUUGGAUGGUGAACGUGGAAUUAAAAAAAGGCAACUCUCAGAUAAAUAUUGGAAUGAUGUUGAAAACGAAAUUUUCGUAUAUUUACAAAAACCUGAAGUUUUUCAAUAUAAUCAUUCUAGAUUGGUACCACUGUUCGAUACAUUAAGAGACGUACUUCUAACAAUUGUUCCACAAAAGGAAUCACACCAGAUUAUUAAUAUAUUGGAUACGGAAUUGAAAGUUCAAGAAUUGGUUAAAGGUUCUUUAAAUAUCGUGAAUUUCUCUGAUUGGUUGGCUACUUUAUUCAAACAUCAUUGUGCCCCAAUGAGAGAUUCAUGGGUAGAUAGAAUGAAUAAUAAAUUCAAAGAAGCUGAUGCCGAGGGAUCGUUGCCAAAAUUAGCUGAAGGUCUCAAAUUAAUUUUCCAAAUUUUAGAAGCCAUGAAGUUAGAUAUUGCCAACCAUCAAAUAAGACUACUAAGACCUGCAUUAUUAAGCAAUUCUGUAGAAUUCGAAAAGCAAUAUUUCAAUUCAUUAAUGAAUUCCAAGAAAAUUAUUUUAAAUUCAUCCUUGCUUUGGUUUAAUAAUAAAUUCGAUGAAUACAUAACGAAAGAGAAAGAACAAAUUACUAUACCUCAAAUUUACAGGACGUCUAUCAAAUCUAUAAUAAGUUUGUUAUCGUGCCGUAAAAUGGUUAGGGAAUAUCCAACUUCUUUAUCAUUUGACCAUGCAAGAUUGGUUUUAUUAAGAGCUGACAUUCGUCAAAUUGUUUGCCUAAUGGUUUGCCGUCUUUUGUUCCAACAACUUGUUGCCAAUGAUGAGACAUUAGAUUUACAAACAAAAAAUUAUGUUAAUACAACUUACAAAAACCAAAGAUUGAAGAAUGAAAUCAUUAGUAUCAUUACGGAUGAACAUGGGAAUUGCAGGUGGACCAAAAAUACUUUGUCAAUUUCGGUACAUCUAUGUAAGGUUAUCAAUGAUUUGAAAAAUGAAUACAAAAACACAACUAAUGAACCGCUAAAUUUGAAUAAUGAUAAGAUCACUUUCGCAAAGACGUGGCUCUCUAAACAGACACAACCUUUGAGCGAAGUCUACGGUGUUUUAGAAAAUAGAGUAUUUAAGCUAUUGGAAGAGAAAAUAUUCAAUAACUCUGGUUGCACAAUAGAUGGAAGAGUCAAACAAGAUUUUGUUUAUUUAUACAGUACAACGACUGAAAAUAAAAUGAAGAACAGCAGCAAGGAUAUCCAUACCAAUUCAACAUCAGCCGCCACUUCUACUACUAGUACAACAACUAAACCUCCUACAACAGGUGGAACUUUCGAGGUUGCAGAGAGCGAAGAAUUUGAAAAUAUUUACCGUCAUUUGUACACAAUUAUUAAUUUACACUGGUCAGUUUUUGGUAAUCAUUAUAUAGAUUCAUUGGGCGAUAAGAUAUUCAGAAAGGGUUUGUAA
Molecule: messenger RNA, 2769 nt
Organism: Kazachstania africana CBS 2517
Lineage: Eukaryota; Fungi; Ascomycota; Saccharomycetes; Saccharomycetales; Saccharomycetaceae
Gene: SOK1
Product: Sok1p
Exons: 1
Coding region: 1-2769 (922 amino acids)
Source: RefSeq, a predicted model, not a curated record